UAUGGACAGCGGUCGCCUCUUCGGAAAAUCUUACGAGGAGCUUCUCCACUCAGGUGACAGCACCAGCCAUGGAGAGCAAUCGUCCAGCAUGAAUGGUAGUCUGACUUUGUGGGACUUUUCGGACGGGACGAGCAGCGAUGAGGAGGAUUUGUUUACACCGCCUGCCRACGAGGUGCYGACACAGYAGUUGUCAACACCCUCCGUCCACGACAUCACUGGUGCUAGUGGCAGCAUGGCGAUGCAUCACACUCAUCUGACACCCCGCAAUCUCAUGGGAGAAGGGGCRUACGUCCAGGCGCAUGCAGCAGCGAACUUUGCAGCCCKCAAUCUCAUGGGAGAAGGGGCGUACGUCCAGGCRCAUGCAGCAGCGAACUUUGCAGCGCAGCACARCUCACCCAGUGCUCAAGCUUCAGGGCCUGUCAACCAGCCUCGCGGGCCUAUGGCGUCACCAGGUGUGCCGUCACAGUCGUGCAGUGGGCCGGCACUUUCCGCGGGCRRCCAUCCUCAKCCUGGGGGAGGCUCUACAGCGAGGAGCUUCGGGCAAGAAGGGGGUGUGGACGCAAGUCUUCAAACGGAGCGGGAAUGUGCCMCGGACGACGGGGAUGACGAAGAGGACGACGACGCAUCUGAACAVUCGGGUGCAGGAGGGAAGAAAACGAGGGGYWGUGGCUGGGAUCACAGCUUGACCAAUGCCCUUAUAGAAGCUAARCGGCURGAGGCGAUAGACCCCAACGGGCGCAAAUUCGAUAGCGGGCCAUUGAAGUGGGAAGCUAUACUUGCGGCGGUUAAGCGGAUAAGCGGGAGGGGAGGGGACAAAAAAGUUGCUUCCUGCAAGAAGAAGUGGAAUGCCUUGACCACAAAGUACAGGCARAUCGUAGAUUGGCACAAGAGGUCAGAGUUUGUCAUGACGAGGUGGACGCGGGAUGAUGAUGAUGAUGACGAUGAUGAUGAUUAUGAUGAUGGUGAUUAUGAUGAUGAUGAUCAGGAUGAUGAUGAUUAUGAUGAUGGUGAUGAUGAUGAUGAUGAUUAUGAUGAUGAUUAUGAUGGUGAUUAUGAUGAUGAUUAUGAUGAUGAUGAGGAGAAGGCGGACGUAGGAUGAUGAUGAUGAUGACGAUGAUGAUGACAAUGAUGUCGAGUGUCUGGAGCAAGAACAGAGCUCGCCUCUCCCCAACCCACGC
This is a messenger RNA of Chara braunii, 1178 nucleotides long. Lineage: Eukaryota; Viridiplantae; Streptophyta; Charophyceae; Charales; Characeae. The record is from the annotation of a GenBank genome assembly.